ACACCUCCCAGCUCUCCAGGCUCAGCCGCCAUUUCCUCGCCUGGCCUAACGGUCCGGCCAAUCCCAGCGCGCAUCGAGAAGGGCUAAGGCUCCGCCAAUCGGAGGCCGCCGAUUUCGACCCCUUGCCUCGGCCCGGCCCAAUCCAGGCUCCGGCCCCAUCGCCCCCGACCCGCCCCCGCGGCGCCCUCUCUCCUCCCUCUUUGUGCGUCUCGCGCCGCCGCCGCCGCCCGCCGCGUGAGAGGACGGGCUCCGCGCGCUCCGCGGCAGCACAGUCAGGUCCCCUCCCCCCAGAAGAUUCGCGAAGGAGAAACCGCCGCCGAAGAGGAGCCGCCGGUGCCGGUCCCUGGGGGGCGCCAUGGCGACCGGAGCGAACGCCACGCCGCUGGGUAAGCUGGGCCUCCCUGGCCCCAAAAGGGGCUUCGAGCCGGGGCCACCGCCUGCCCCCGGGCCUGGGACGGGGCUGCUGGUGUCCGGGCCGCCGCCGCCGCCGCCCCCGCCCGUGGGCUCGGUGGGGGCCCUGACCGCGGCCUUCCCCUUCGCGGCGCUGCCGCCGCCGCCCCCGCCGCCCCCGCCGCCGCCCCCCCCGCCUCCCCAGCAGCCGCCGCCGCCCUCCCCGGGCUCCUCGUACCCGUCGCCGCAGCCGCCCCCUCCGCCGCCGCUCUACCAGCGCGUGUCGCCACCGCAGCCGACACCCCAGCCGCCGCGUCAGGACCAGCAGCCGGGCCCGGCCGGUGGCGGAGGAGACUUUCCCAGUAAGAAGCGGAAGAGGAGCCGCUGGAACCAAGACACAAUGGAACAGAAGACGGUGAUUCCAGGAAUGCCUACAGUUAUCCCCCCUGGACUUACUCGGGAACAAGAAAGAGCUUAUAUAGUGCAACUGCAGAUAGAAGACCUGACUCGUAAACUGCGCACAGGAGACCUGGGCAUCCCCCCUAACCCUGAGGACAGGUCCCCUUCCCCUGAGCCCAUCUACAAUAGCGAGGGGAAGCGGCUUAACACUCGCGAGUUCCGCACCCGCAAAAAGCUUGAAGAGGAGCGGCAUAACCUCAUCACGGAAAUGGUUGCCCUCAACCCUGAUUUCAAGCCACCUGCAGAUUACAAACCUCCAGCAACACGUGUGAGCGAUAAAGUAAUGAUUCCACAAGAUGAGUAUCCAGAAAUCAACUUUGUGGGGCUGCUGAUUGGGCCCAGAGGGAACACCUUGAAGAACAUAGAGAAGGAGUGUAAUGCCAAGAUCAUGAUCCGGGGGAAAGGCUCUGUGAAAGAAGGGAAAGUCGGGCGCAAAGAUGGCCAGAUGCUGCCAGGAGAAGAUGAGCCGCUUCAUGCCCUGGUUACUGCCAAUACCAUGGAGAAUGUGAAGAAAGCAGUAGAACAGAUAAGAAACAUUCUGAAGCAGGGUAUCGAGACUCCUGAGGACCAGAACGAUCUACGGAAGAUGCAGCUUCGAGAGUUGGCUCGUUUGAAUGGGACCCUUCGGGAAGAUGAUAACAGGAUCUUAAGACCCUGGCAGAGCUCGGAGACCCGCAGCAUUACCAAUACCACAGUGUGUACCAAGUGUGGAGGGGCAGGCCACAUUGCUUCCGAUUGCAAAUUCCAAAGGCCUGGUGACCCCCAGUCAGCUCAGGAUAAAGCGCGGAUGGAUAAAGAAUACUUGUCCCUCAUGGCCGAACUGGGGGAGGCACCUGUGCCCGCAUCUGUGGGCUCCACCUCUGGGCCUGCCACCACACCCCUGGCCAGUGCACCUCGGCCCGCUGCUCCCGCCAGCAAUCCACCUCCACCGUCUCUCAUGUCCACUACCCAGAGCCGCCCACCCUGGAUGAAUUCUGGCCCGUCAGAGAGUCGGCCCUACCAUGGCAUGCACGGAGGUGGCCCUGGUGGGCCCGGAGGUGGCCCGCACAGCUUCCCACACCCGUUACCCAGCCUGACGGGCGGGCACGGUGGACAUCCCAUGCAGCACAACCCGAAUGGACCCCCUCCUCCUUGGAUGCAGCCGCCGCCACCACCGAUGAACCAGGGCCCCCACCCACCUGGGCACCAUGGCCCUCCUCCAAUGGAUCAGUACCUGGGAAGUACGCCUGUGGGCUCUGGGGUCUAUCGCCUGCAUCAAGGAAAAGGUAUGAUGCCGCCACCACCUAUGGGCAUGAUGCCGCCGCCGCCGCCGCCUCCCAGUGGGCAGCCUCCACCCCCUCCCUCUGGUCCUCUUCCCCCAUGGCAGCAGCAGCAGCAGCAGCCUCCACCGCCCCCUCCGCCCAGCAGCAGUAUGGCUUCCAGUACCCCUUUGCCAUGGCAGCAAAAUACGACGACUACCACCACGAGCGCUGGCACAGGGUCCAUCCCGCCAUGGCAACAGCAGCAGGCGGCUGCCGCAGCUUCUCCAGGAGCCCCUCAGAUGCAAGGCAACCCCACUAUGGUGCCCCUGCCCCCAGGGGUCCAGCCGCCUCUGCCGCCCGGGGCCCCUCCCCCUCCGCCGCCUCCGCCGCCUGGUUCCGCCGGCAUGAUGUAUGCCCCGCCCCCUCCUCCUCCGCCUCCCAUGGACCCUUCUAACUUUGUCACCAUGAUGGGCAUGGGGGUGGCGGGCAUGCCACCCUUCGGGAUGCCUCCAGCUCCCCCACCGCCUCCACCACAGAACUAGACUCGGUUUUUUAAGAAAAUAUAUAUUAUAUAUAGAGAGAAUUGGUCUCGUUUAAACACACGCCGAACCUCACCAUAUGGAGCCAGACAUUGGGACGCACGCAUGUGAUUGUGUGCACGCAUGUGUGUGUGUGCACGCACCGGGCUGGGCCAAGCGACUGAGGCCUCGCUUAGGAACGGGCAGGUGGUAGUAGGGGCGCCAGCUUGGGCUCUCCUGGCGCCCCGUAGCAUCGAGUGUCUUCUUUGUCUUCUUUCUCUCCUCACCCAAAUCCCUUUGCCUCUCCCCAAACCGGGCCGCCAGGAUCCCUCCCCGCGGCGGCGAUGGCCCGAGCCAUGAGAGUGAGGACUUUCCGCGCCCAUUGGUGACCCUUCCAGGCAGACAGCCUCAGCAGCGCCCCUGGUGGACAGGAUGGUUCGGCAAAGCAGCCUGAGUUAUUUUUAUGGACGGAAUCGGAACACGCUGGCUCCAUAUUGUGAAAUUUUUUAUUAAUUUUUUCUUUUUCCUUUGUUAUUUCCUUAUCUUUUCCUUUCUUCAGACUCCGUCCAAGGAGAUGCUCUCCCCGGUCUUCUGCUGCAAUUAGAUUCCUUUCCCUUUUUCAUUCCUCAUUCUUCUCUUUCUAAGGAGAGAGGAACAAAUGGUUCUUAGGCAAAGGCUUUUGGCCACCAAUGUCAGGCUAGUGGGGGGUUCCUUUGGUUCUAAGAUUUUCAAGGUGCCAUAGUCGCCCUGAGAUUUUUUUUUCCCCUAAUUUUAAGCGUGGGGUUUUGUCUCUGUCACCUUUGUAGACUAGCGGGUUGACCCCCAGGUCCAGGGUCCAUUUCCGUCCUGGCAUCCCUGCCAGCAGUCGGGGCCACCUAUGCUGCCGUGGGCUUGUCUGCCAGCCAGGAGCGCCCUUUCCACGCCCCUGAGCACCUGAGCUGCCUCAGAUUCCAUUUGUUCCUCUCUUUCCUGGAAGGUUUCCUUUUCAAAUUUAUUUUAGUCCCAAAUGUCAGUGUUUUGCAGUGUCUAGGGGUUUGAGCCCUUUGUUUUCCAUUCUGCUUCUUUUUUUUCCUCCUUCCUCUUAAUGGUGUGAUUAUGUUGAUAAUAAUGUAUAAUGCGCGUUCUCUUCACUGGUUUAUCUGCAGAAAUUUCUCUGGGCUUUUUUUUUUUUUUUUUUUUUUUUUUUUUUGGUGUAUGAUUCAACACUGCGUUAAAGGGGGAUGUUCCAUUGAAUAAAAGAGCAGUGUGGUUUUCUGGGUCUGUUUAUUUCCUUUUGUUUUAAAUCCCCUCUGCCACCAUCAGCACCAGCACCAGUUACCUUACCUGCGUUCAGCUCCUGGCCAUACUUGUCCUUUUCUUCCUGGAGAGCCUCUGGGACCUUCAUUAAGGAAGCCCCCAUCUACCUCCCUGUGUAGUUUCGCUGAGGGAAGCUGGUGUGUGGGCGGCCCCACCUCCUCCCUCUGCCUUAGUAGUUAAUGGCUGAGAACCUGGUGACCCCCUCCCUGGUCUCUCUUUUCGAAGGCCUUUCCCUGGGGCUUGGACCUCCCCAUGCGAUGAGCUCCAGUUGUGAUUUGUACUUGGAAGCUGCCACCUGACUGUGAGGUCCUGGGCCUAGGGAGGCAUCGGCACUAAAGGUCAAGCCAACUAAUCCUGCCUGUCAGGCUCAGAGCUGCUAAAGUUAAAACCGUCAAGUGGCUUUUUCUCUCUCUGCUGGUGACUCGCAGCCUGCCACACUGCAGGCUUCGGGGAGAGGUGGGGCAGGAGAAGGGGACUCACCUUGUGCUUUGUAAGCACUUCACAGAGGGUCUCAGGCUGUUUUGGUCUUUGGUGUCUGGGGUGGUAGAUAGGGCCCAUGGUGGCACCAGAAAAGUACAUCUCAGGACAUAACAUGGGGCAGUGAGGGUCUUGUUCAGCUGCUGCUGCUUUGCUACAGUUCCCUUGGGGAGAGCUGCGCUGGGGCCUGCCCUUUCCCACUAGCUUUCCUUCCUUCCAGGAGGCUGAGGGACAGCAAGCUUCUGUUGCCCACGGCUCCUGGCCAGCGGGGACGGCACAACGCUGGCCUGGGCUGCUUUCCAGCUUCAGGCUGGGGCUGGCCGCUGCUGUUUUAUCUGGAGCAGAGCCUUGCGUGUCUGGGCCCCAUCCAGGGUGCCUGUGUUUGCUGUAGGCCCAGCAGGGGUUAAUGAAGCCUCAGAACCCAGACCUGUUCCCUGGGUCUUCCUAAGCAAGCCCUAAACUUCAGUUGACUGAAAGGGAGCAGGGAGAUUUUUUCUCUUUGUUCUUAGCUGACAGAAUGGGGGCAGGGCCUGGGGCCUGGCAACUCUCUUUGACUUCGGCUUCAUCUCAUUGCUUCCCCCCACAAGCUUGGUUUCCCUGGUGGGCUCAUGGGGCAGUUAAUUAGCUCUUUGAAGCUCUGGAAGAGGCAAAGUGGCGCUAUGUGGGUUUUAGAAAUAAAAUCAAUAAAUGACUUAACCACA
Lagenorhynchus albirostris (white-beaked dolphin) is the source of this 5082-nucleotide messenger RNA. RefSeq names its product splicing factor 1 (gene SF1). Gene Ontology annotation, cellular component: nucleus. The record is from RefSeq and is a predicted model, not a curated record. Bases 356 to 2632 code for a protein of 758 amino acids. Gene Ontology annotation, biological process: regulation of mRNA splicing, via spliceosome. Gene Ontology annotation, molecular function: zinc ion binding; mRNA binding. NCBI's taxonomy places the organism in Eukaryota, Metazoa, Chordata, Mammalia, Artiodactyla, Delphinidae. The transcript is spliced from 13 exons.